GCUGCAUCAGGCUUUAUCCUACUUGUUCCUUUGGUGAACCAGGUUCACUUAAACUUGCAAAAAGAUGACCGAUCUCUUGAGAAGUGUUGUCACCGUAAUUGAUGUUUUCUACAAAUACACCAAGCAAGAUGGGGAAUGUGGCACACUGAGCAAGGGUGAACUAAAGGAACUUCUGGAGAAAGAGUUUCAUCCAAUUCUGAAGAACCCAGAUGAUCCAGACACAGUGGAUGUCAUCAUGCAUAUGCUGGAUCGAGAUCAUGACAGAAGAUUGGACUUUACUGAGUUUCUUUUGAUGAUAUUCAAGCUGACUAUGGCCUGCAACAAGGUCCUCAGCAAAGAAUACUGCAAAGCUUCAGGGUCAAAGAAGCAUAGGCGUGGUCACCGACACCAAGAAGAAGAAAGUGAAACAGAAGAGGAUGAAGAGGAUACACCAGGACAUAAAUCAGGUUACAGACAUUCAAGUUGGAGUGAGGGAGAGGAGCAUGGAUAUAGUUCUGGGCACUCAAGGGGAACUGUGAAAUGUAGACAUGGGUCCAACUCCAGGAGGCUAGGAAGACAAGGUAAUUUAUCCAGCUCUGGGAACCAAGAGGGAUCUCAGAAAAGAUACCACAGGUCCAGCUGUGGUCAUUCAUGGAGUGGUGGCAAAGACAGACAUGGUUCCAGCUCUGUAGAACUGAGAGAAAGAAUAAACAAGUCACACAUUAGCCCUUCUAGGGAAUCUGGGGAGGAGUAUGAAUCUGGAUCUGGAUCAAACAGUUGGGAAAGGAAAGGUCAUGGUGGUCUGUCAUGUGGAUUGGAGACUAGUGGGCAUGAAUCAAAUCAGUCAAGAAUUAGAGAACAAAAGCUUGGGUCUAGCUGUUCAGGUUCAGGAGACAGUGGGAGGCGAAGUCAUGCAUGUGGUUAUAGCAAUUCAAGUGGGUGUGGAAGGCCACAAAAUGCUUCAAGUUCUUGUCAGUCACAUAGAUUUGGAGGGCAAGGAAAUCAAUUUAGCUAUAUUCAGUCAGGCUGUCAGUCAGGAAUUAAUGGAGGACAAGGCCAUGGCUGUGUCUCAGGAGGUCAGCCCUCUGGAUGUGGUCAACCUGAGUCUAACUCCUGUAGUCAGUCCUAUAGUCAGAGAGGAUAUGGAGCUAGAGAAAAUUGUCAACCACAGAACUGUGGAGGACAAUGGAGAACAGGCUCAAGUCAGUCCUCUUGUGGACAAUAUGGGUCUGGAGGUAGCCAGUCUUGUAGUAAUGAUCAACAUGAAUAUGGUUCCUGUGGCCGGUUUUCAAACUCUUCUAGUUCAAAUGAAUUUUCCAAAUGUGAUCAAUAUGGGUCUGGUUCAGGUCAGUCUACUAGCUUUGAACAACAUGGAACAGGCUUAAGUCAGUCCUCUGGGUUCGAACAACACGUACGUGGCUCAGGUCAAACUUGUGGCCAGCAUGAGUCUACAUCAAGUCAAUCCUUGGGCUAUGACCAGCAUGGGUCUAGCUCAGGUAAGACAUCUGGCUUUGGACAACACGGGUCUGGCUCAGGUCAGUCCUCUGGCUUUGGACAAUGUGGGCCAGGCUCAGGUCAGUCCCCUGGCUUUGGACAGCAUGCGUCUGUCUCAGGACAAUCCUCUGGUUUUGAGCAGCAUGGGUCUGUCUCAGGACAAUCCUCUGGUUUUGGACAACAUGAGUCUAGAUCACGUCAGUCUAGCUAUGGCCAACAUGGUUCUGGCUCAAGUCAAUCAUCUGGCUAUGGCCAAUAUGGGUCUAGAGAGACAUCUGGCUUUGGACAACAUGGGUUGGGCUCAGGUCAAUCCACUGGCUUUGGCCAAUAUGGAUCGGGCUCAGGUCAGUCCUCUGGCUUUGGACAACAUGGGUCUAGCUCAGGACAAUCCUCUGGCUUUGGACAACAUGAGUCUAGAUCAGGUCAGUCUAGCUAUGGCCAACACAGUUCUGGCUCAAGUCAGUCAUCUGGCUAUGGCCAACAUGGGUGUAGACAGACAUCUGGCUUUGGACAACAUGGGUCAGGCUCAAGUCAAUCCACUGGCUUUGGCCAAUAUGGAUCAGGCUCAGGUCAGUACUCUGGCUUUGGACAACAUGUUUCCGGCUCAGGACAAUCCUGUGGUUUUGGAGAACAUGAGUCUAGAUCAGGUCAUUCUAGCUAUGGCCAACAUGGUUUUGGUUCAAGUCAAUCAUCUGGCUGUGGUCAACGUGGAUCAAGUUCAGGACAAACAUCUGGAUUUGGACAACACGAGUUAAGCUCAGGUCAGUCUUCCAGCUUUGGCCAACAUGGAUCAGGCUCAGGUCAGUCCUCUGGCUUUGGACAACAUGGGUCUGGCUCAGGACAAUCCUCUGGCUUUGGACAACAUGAGUCUAGAUCAGGUCAGUCUAGCUACGGCCAACACAGUUCUGGCUCAAGUCAGUCAUCUGGCUAUGGCCAACAUGGGUCUAGACAGACAUCUGGCUUUGGACAACAUGGGUCAGGCUCAAGUCAAUCCACUGGCUUUGGCCAAUAUGGAUCAGGCUCAGGUCAGUCCGCUGGCUUUGGACAACAUGGGUCUGGCUCAGGACAAUCCUCUGGCUUUGGACAUCAUGAGUCUAAAUCACAUCAGUCCAGCUAUGGCCAACAUGGUUCUGGCUCAAGUCAAUCAUCUGGCUAUGGUCAACAUGGGUCAAGUUCAGGACAGACAUCUGGCUUUGGACAACACAGGUCAAGCUCAGGUCAAUACUCUGGCUUUGGACAACAUGGAUCAGGCUCAGGUCAGUCCAGUGGCUUUGGACAACAUGGGACUGGCUCAGGACAAUACUCUGGUUUUGGACAACAUGAGUCUAGAUCACAUCAGUCUAGCUAUGGCCAACAUGGUUCUGGCUCAAGUCAGUCAUCUGGCUAUGGUCAACAUGGGUCAAGUUCAGGACAGACUUUUGGAUUUGGACAACACAGGUCAGGCUCAGGUCAAUCAUCUGGCUUUGGCCAACAUGGAUCAGGCUCAGGUCAGUCCUCUGGCUUUGGACAACAUGAGUCAGGCUCAGGACAAUCCUCUGGCUUUGGACAGCAUGAGUCUAGAUCAAGUCAGUCUAAUUAUGGCCAACAUGGUUCUGGCUCAAGUCAGUCAUCUGGCUAUGGUCAACAUGGGUCUAGUUCAGGACAGACAACUGGCUUUGGACAACACAGGUCAAGCUCAGGUCAAUACUCAGGCUUUGGACAACAUGGAUCAGCCUCAGGUCAGUCCUCUGGCUUUGGACAACAUGGGACUGGUUCAGGACAAUCCUCUGGUUUUGGACAAUAUGAGUCUAGAUCACGUCAGUCUAGCUAUGGCCAACAUGGUUCUGGCUCAAUUCAAUCAUCUGGCUAUGGUCAACAUGGGUCAAAUUCAGGACAGACAUUUGGAUUUGGACAACACAGGUCAGGCUCAGGUCAGUCCUCUGGCUUUGGCCAAUAUGGAUCGGGCUUAGGUCAGUCUUCUGGCUUUGGACAACAUGGGUCAGGCACAGGUAAAUCCUCUGGCUUUGCACAGCAUGAGUACAGAUCAGGUCAGUCUAGCUAUGGCCAACAUGGUACUGGCUCCAGUCAAUCAUCUGGCUGUGGCCAACAUGAGUCUGGCUCAGGUCCAACCACAGGUUUUGGACAGCAUGUGUCUGGCUCAGACAAUUUCUCUAGUUCUGGACAACAUAUAUCUGACUCAGGUCAGUCCACUGGAUUUGGCCAAUAUGGUUCAGGCUCAGGUCAAUCAACUGGCUUGGGCCAGGGUGAAUCUCAACAAGUAGAGUCAGGAUCCACAGUUCAUGGGAGACAGGAAACUACUCAUGGUCAGACAGUAAAUACCACUAGACAUAGCCAGUCUGGUCAAGGACAAUCCACACAGAUAGGGUCCAGGGUAACUAGAAGACGAAGAUCUAGCCAAAGUGAGAACAGUGACAGUGAAGUGCACUCAAGGGUCUCACACAGACAUUCAGAACACAUUCACACACAAGCUGGAUCUCACUACCCAAAGUCAGGAUCCACAGUUCGCAGAAGACAAGGAACUACUCAUGGACAGAGAGGAGAUACCACUAGACAUGGCCAUUCUGGUCAUGGACAGUCUACACAGACAGGUUCCAGAACAUCCGGAAGACAGAGAUUUAGCUACAGUGAUGCCACUGACAAUGAAGUGCACUCAGGGGUCUCACAUAGACCACACUCACAAGAACAAACUCACAGCCAAGCUGGAUCUCAACAUGGAGAGUCAGAAUCCACAGUUCAUGAGAGACAUGAAACUACUUAUGGACAGACCGGAGAGGCCACUGGACAUGGCCACUCUGGUCAUGGACAGUCCACACAGACAGGGUCCAGGACAACUGGAAGACAGAGAACUAGCCACAGUGAGUCCACUGACAGUGAAGUGCACUCAGGGGUCUCACACAGAACACACUCACGAGAACACACUCAUGGUCAAGCUGGAUCUCAACAUGGACAGUCAGAAUCCAUAGUUCGUGAGAGACAUGGAACUACUCAUGGACAGACAGGAGAUACCACUAGACAUGCCCACUAUCAUCAUGGAGUAACCACACAGACAGGGUCCAGGACUACUGGAAGAAGGGGAUCUGGCCACAGUGAGUACAGUGACAGUGAAGGGUACUCAAGAGUCUCACAUACACAUUCAGGACACACUCAUGGCCAAGCCAGAUCUCAACAUGGAGAGUCAGAAUCCAUAGUUCAUGAGAGACAUGGAACUAUACAUGGACAGACAGGUGAUACCACCAGACAUGCCCACUCUGGUCAUGGACAGUCCACACAGACAGGGUCCAGGACCACUGGAAGAAGGUCAUCUGGCCACAGUGAGUACAGUGACAGUGAAGGGCACUCAGGGUUCUCACAAAGACCACACUCACGAGGACACACUCACAGCCAGGCUGGAUCUCAACAUGGAGAGCCAGAAUUCACAGUUCAUGAGAGACACGGAACUACUCAUGGACAGACAGGAGAUACCACUAGACAUGCUCACUCUGGUCAUGGACAGUCCACACAGAGAGGGUCUAGGACAGCUGGAAGAAGGGGAUCUGGCCACAGUGAGUCCAGUGACAGUGAAGUGCACUCAGGGGUCUCACACACACAUUCAGGACACACUUAUGGCCAAGCCAGAUCUCAACAUGGACAGUCAGGAUCCUCAGGUCAUGGGAGACAGGGAACUACUCAUGGACAGACAGGAGAUACCACUAGACAUGCCCACUAUCAUCAUGGAGUAACCACACAGACAGGGUCCAGGACUACUGGAAGAAGGGGAUCUGGCCACAGUGAGUACAGUGACAGUGAAGGGUACUCAAGAGUCUCACAUACACAUUCAGGACACACUCAUGGCCAAGCCAGAUCUCAACAUGGAGAGUCAGAAUCCAUAGUUCAUGAGAGACAUGGAACUAUACAUGGACAGACAGGUGAUACCACCAGACAUGCCCACUCUGGUCAUGGACAGUCCACACAGACAGGGUCCAGGACCACUGGAAGAAGGUCAUCUGGCCACAGUGAGUACAGUGACAGUGAAGGGCACUCAGGGUUCUCACAAAGACCACACUCACGAGGACACACUCACAGCCAGGCUGGAUCUCAACAUGGAGAGUCAGAAUCCAUAGUUGAUGAGAGACACAGAACUACUCAUGGACAGACAGGAGAUACCAGUGGACAUUCUCAAUCUGGUCAUGGACAGUCCACACAGUCAGGAUCCAGUACAACUGGAAGGAGAUCUGGCCACAGUGAGUCCAGUGACAGUGAAGUGCACUCAGGGGGCUCACAUACACAUUCAGGACACCCUCACAGCCAAGCCAGAUCUCAACAUGGAGAGUCAGAAUCCACAGUUCACAAGAGACACCAAACUACUCAUGGACAGACAGGAGAUACUACUGAACAUGGCCACCCUAGUCAUGGACAAACCACACAGACAGGGUCCAGGACAACUGGAAGAAGGGGAUCUGGCCACAGUGAGUACAGUGACAGUGAAGGGCACUCAGGGGUCUCACACACACAUUCAGGACACACUCACGGUCAAGCUGGAUCUCACUAUCCAGAGUCAGGAUCCUCAGUUCAUGAGAGACACAGAACUACUCAUGGACAAACAGCAGAUACCACUAGACAUGGCCACUCUGGUCAUGGACAGUCCACACAGAGAGGGUCCAGGACAACUGGAAGAAGGGCAUCUGGCCACAGUGAGUACAGUGACAGUGAAGGGCACUCAGGGGUCUCACACACCCAUUCAGGACAUGCUCAUGGCCAAGCCGGAUCUCAACAUGGAGAGCCAGAAUUCACAGUUCAUGAGAGACACGGAACUACUCAUGGACAGACAGGAGAUACCACUAGACAUGCUCACUCUGGUCAUGGACAGUCCACACAGAGAGGGUCUAGGACAGCUGGAAGAAGGGGAUCUGGCCACAGUGAGUCCAGUGACAGUGAAGUGCACUCAGGGGUCUCACACACACAUUCAGGACACACUUAUGGCCAAGCCAGAUCUCAACAUGGAGAGUCAGGAUCUGCCAUUCACGGGAGACAGGGAACUAUACAUGGACAGACAGGAGAUACCACUAGACAUGGCCAGUCUGGUCAUGGACAGUCCACACAGACAGGUUCCAGGACAACUGGAAGACAGAGAUCUAGUCACAGCGAGUCCAGUGAUAGUGAAGUGCACUCAGAGGCCUCACCCACAAAUUCAGGACACCCUCACAGCCAAGCUGGAUCUCGACAUGGACAGUCAGGAUCCUCAGGUCAUGGGAGACAGGGAACUACUCAUGGACAGACAGGAGAUACCACUAGACAUGCUCACUCUGGUCAUGGACAGUCCACACAGAGAGGGUCUAGGACAGCUGGAAGAAGGGGAUCUGGCCACAGUGAGUCCAGUGACAGUGAAGUGCACUCAGGGGUCUCACACACACAUUCAGGACACACUUAUGGCCAAGCCAGAUCUCAACAUGGACAGUCAGGAUCCUCAGGUCAUGGGAGACAGGGAACUACUCAUGGACAGACAGGAGAUACCACUAGACAUGGCCAUUCUAGUUAUGGACAAUCCACACAGACAGGUUCCAGAUCUAGUAGAACAAGUCAUUUUCAGUCACAUAGUAGUGAAAGGCAAAGGCAUGGAUCAAGUCAGGUUUGGAAACAUGGCAGCUAUGGACCUGCAGAAUAUGACUAUGGGCACACUGGGUAUGGGCCUUCUGGUGGCAGCAGAAAAAGCAUCAGUAAUUCUCACCUUUCAUGGUCAAUAGAUAGCACUGCAAACAAGCAACUGUCUAGACAUUGA
Molecule: messenger RNA, 7228 nt
Organism: Gorilla gorilla gorilla (western lowland gorilla)
Lineage: Eukaryota; Metazoa; Chordata; Mammalia; Primates; Hominidae
Gene: FLG2
Product: filaggrin 2
Exons: 8
Coding region: 65-7228 (2387 amino acids)
Biological process (GO): establishment of skin barrier
Cellular component (GO): cornified envelope; nucleus; keratohyalin granule
Molecular function (GO): transition metal ion binding; calcium ion binding; structural molecule activity
Source: RefSeq, a predicted model, not a curated record